CGCGAAAGCUUCAAAUCUCGAAGAUAUCAAAAUGGACGAGCAGUGCAUGCAUCAGGACGAUGAGGAGCUGCAACAGCAGCAGCAGCAGUCUCCAAACAAUCGGAAGGCUCCUUCACGCACCACGCAGAAUGCAGCUCAGUCUGUGCAGCAGUAUCCUCCUGCCUUGGCAGAGGCAGCAACCCAGACGUGUCAGUCUCCACAGGCUCAGCCAGUUAAGCACACCCCACAAGUGCCUAAGGUGUCUUCUGGCAGCAGUCAGCGAGCGAGUGGAGAGGCGGCUUCUGAUUCAAGCUCCCAAGGCUGCGUGAAAGUGGUGCACGACAUGCUGAUGACUUCAAGCAACUGCGGCAGCAAUUGGCCAUCCGACCAAGAAGACAUAUUUCGCCUCCUGGUGCAUGGGAGAGAACAUUUUGAAAUAUUAAAGAAAAUCAAGGAAAACCUGGAGCUGAUCCGAACGCUGCCCACGGAUGCCAAUGUGUUGCGCAACCUGCAGCAACAACAAUACGUGACGGAAUUGCGUGGCAGGCCGUUCAACCUCAGCCGACACGGCAGCGAGUGUUCACAGGAAGUCUUGGCCGGCAGCCAGGGACCCUCCAGUGCCGGCGAAGGUUCCUCACCAGGCGUUGCACAGAAUGUUGUGACGGGUGAAGCGAGUGGAUCCAAUGGUCCCCCACGGCCACCGGACGGAGACAGCCCACCGGCCCGGCUUGGAACCCUGCCGGACAGCGGCAAGCCUGACAACACUCUUUACAACUUCCUGAAACAAAUAGACUGCUUGGAGUUUUUGGAGAAUUUCACUUCACGUGGAUUGUCGAGUGUCCAACAGCUGAUGAACGUCACUCUGCAG
Messenger RNA from Lethenteron reissneri (Far Eastern brook lamprey), 847 nucleotides. RefSeq lists its product as uncharacterized. The record is from RefSeq and is a predicted model, not a curated record. Gene Ontology annotation, cellular component: nucleus. Gene Ontology annotation, molecular function: RNA polymerase II cis-regulatory region sequence-specific DNA binding; DNA-binding transcription factor activity, RNA polymerase II-specific. NCBI's taxonomy places the organism in Eukaryota, Metazoa, Chordata, Hyperoartia, Petromyzontiformes, Petromyzontidae. Gene Ontology annotation, biological process: protein tetramerization; apoptotic process; regulation of transcription by RNA polymerase II.